CCGACUUCAUCUCUCGACUUCCCCUUUCCUGAAGCUCCAACCGUUACCUCACCAAAUCCUCCGACGCAAUGCCACUCUUCAAAACGCCCUUCAACGGCUACUCCGUUAAAUUCAGCCCCUUCUACGAAUCCCGUCUCGCCGUCGCUACUGCCCAGAACUUCGGCAUCCUCGGAAACGGCCGUGUCCAUGUCCUCUCCCUCCCCCCUUCUCCUUCUCUUCCCCUUUCUGAACUUGUCGCCUUCGACACUGCUGACGGCGUCUAUGAUCUUGCCUGGUCUGAAUCCCACGAUUCUCUCUUAGUCGCUGCUAUCGCUGACGGCUCUGUUAAGCUCUUCGACACCGCUCUUCCUCCAACCCAGAAUCCUCUCCGAUCCCUCCAAGAGCACACCCGCGAAGUUCACUCCGUUGACUACAAUCCCACUCGGCGAGACUCCUUCAUCACUUCCUCUUGGGAUGACACCAUCAAGCUUUGGACUCUCGAUCGUCCUGCUAGUAUUCGUACAUUCAAAGAGCACGCCUAUUGCGUCUAUUCCGCCGUCUGGAACCCUAGACACACAGAUGUUUUUGCUUCCGCUUCCGGCGAUUGUACGGUCAGAAUUUGGGAUGUACGUGAACCGGGUUCAACAAUGAUAAUUCCGGGGCACGAUUUCGAAAUCUUGUCUUGCGAUUGGAACAAGUAUGAUGAUUGUUGUAUAGCAACGGCGUCAGUGGAUAAGAGUAUUAGGGUGUGGGACGUGAGGAGCUACAGGACACCAAUUGCUGUGUUAAAUGGGCAUGGAUAUGCGGUUAGGAAGGUGAAGUUUUCGCCGCAUCAUAGGAAUUUGAUGGUUUCUUGCUCUUACGAUAUGACAGUGUGUAUGUGGGAUUUUAUGGUGGAGGAUGCAUUGGUUGGGAGAUAUGAUCACCACACGGAAUUUGCAGUUGGGGUGGAUAUGAGCGUUCUUGUUGAGGGAUUGCUGGCUAGCACUGGUUGGGAUGAAUUGGUUUACGUUUGGCAGCAUGGAACGGACCCCAGAGCACCUUGAUAGGGAAGUGUGUUCUACUUGUUCUUGUAUUAGUUGCUAGCUAGUUUCUCUGAAAGUUGCAUUUUCUAUAGACCAAAAGCAUUGGUGUGUUGUUUGUUGGGAAUAAUUAUCCCAUUCCGAUCUUGCUGAAUGAUUCCCUUGUAUAUCAUUUUUAAUAAAGCAAAAAGAUUUAUACUUUUA
Messenger RNA from Manihot esculenta (cassava), 1205 nucleotides. Its product is annotated as peroxisome biogenesis protein 7. The transcript has a single exon. Gene Ontology annotation, molecular function: protein binding. Gene Ontology annotation, cellular component: cytosol; peroxisomal matrix. Gene Ontology annotation, biological process: protein import into peroxisome matrix. The record is from RefSeq and is a predicted model, not a curated record. NCBI's taxonomy places the organism in Eukaryota, Viridiplantae, Streptophyta, Magnoliopsida, Malpighiales, Euphorbiaceae. The coding region runs from base 69 to 1025 and encodes 318 amino acids.